AUGGGUUCCUUGGACAUGGCGUAGGUGGCGCAACUCGCACGUGUGUCGGAAAGGUUGUCCCGAAUCGAAUGACAUUGAGGAGAUCUCCUGUGCGGAUAAUGAUGGGAGAAGUGCCAGACCUGUUGUUGCUGUUCCGCUCCCUGCCGACGUCUACUCUGCGGCCAUUCUACCCUUCUUACCUCUGGAUGAUGCUGUGAAGGUUCGCCCCACCAGCAGGACGCUCAGCAAAGCCGUCGAUGAGGCCUUCCUGAUGCGCCACAUUGGCAGAUGCCUCGCACAGCAGCGGCUGAACGGCCUCGUUGAUGUGGAGAGGAACACACAGCCAGCCGCUCCGUCCCUUUUCCGCUUUGGGAAUCUAUGUCGGUGCGCUCACAUAAUCGACAGGGCGGCUGGGUGGCGCCACAUGGCCACUGUGGUGCGGCUGGCGAGUGCCUGUGGUGCGGUGAGGGGCGGCCGGCUGCCCCUGGUAAUGUCGGCUGAGUGGCUCGUGGCGCAUUAUCUGCCCGACACAGCGACAUCCGACGGGCGGCCGAGGGGGGCGACCAAAGGCUCACUCAGAUACGUCCGGGCAGUGUGGAACAUGCUGACAGGUGGCAGUGACACGUCAUCCGAGAGUGUGGCCAUCAAGCAGACGGACAGUGAGGAGGAGGUGAAGCUCAUGACCUACUGGCCUGAGCAGCUGCAGCACCGCUGGUUUUGGUUUGAGCUGUUCUGUUGGCUCUGUUGUCCAUCCAUCGUGGCGGCGUUCAUUGGCGGUGCCCGCGUGGCCAUGCAGCGCCCUUUUAACUGGAUCGGUGAUCUGCUGCUGUUCCUGUGGUUCCUGGCGAUGAUGAUCUUUCCUUUCUCGGCCGCUGGGCUCAGGAUGCUCGAGGAUCUCGAGGGCCCGCAGUGCUCCAUGCCUUGGCUGACCAUCGGCGGGAAGCGAUUCCGCGUCGUUCCACGGGAAGAGAUGUGCAGGUGGCACCCUUUCUGGCGAGACUACGACGAAUUCGACCCGCCCAUCCGCUGCGGCCAAUGGUUGUAUCCCUCCUGCACGUCAUUCAUCGCCUACACGUUGCUGGACAGCCUGGAAGUAAGGCAGCGGAUGACGCAUCUAUACUCGAUAAGCGCUGACCAUUGGAAGCCGCUGUACCUUGGUGACGCUAACCAUUGGGAGCCGCUAUACCUUGGUGACAUCACUGGGGUCGCUGGGGAGGCGGACAUACUUGCUACGUUUGAGGCGCCGCAAGACUUCGGCAGGAUAAAGCGUUUCGAGGUACAUCCGGUCAGGUUUUCGAGGAAGAUCGUGUUCCUCCUAGGAGGGUCCGGUGGACCUAUUGUGCUGGUCAUUUUCGUCAGUAGCCUUUCCGUCAACGACGGGCCUUCUGUCAACGACGGAAAAGUUUGGCGGGUGGACACCAGUGAGGAGCCGGUGGCUGGUGGCCGGACUCUCGACGAGCGUCUCCCCGUUACUAUGGCUCGGCUGAAGCGGUUCCUGUGGCGAUACGGUGGUGGGGUGGACUAGCUAGCUGAGUGGGGUCAUUUCGCCAAGUGUAUAUUGUGCAGCGCGUGUGUGAGUAGGUAGCUAGGACUGCUGCUGGAUCGGGGGCGGGUGCUCGGCUGAGUGUGUCUCGAGGAACAGCCAGGCCUUGAGUUAGUUAUUUGGAGGACAGAAAGUGUCACUCGAGCAGGACACGGCUCACAAAGGAAUCAAAAGAAACUCAUCAACGAACCAAACCAUUCACGGAAGCGAAUGAAUUGAAGCGCAUUAGUGAGAAGUCUGAGUCCAACAUGUAACGAUCCAAUACAAUGCGCUUCCAUGUGCGUACGUAUAUGUCCACAUAUGCACUUAUCUACAUAUACACAUAUAUACACAUCGACACGCAUACGCAGUGCCAAAAAGGACAUCACAUG
This is a messenger RNA of Vitrella brassicaformis, 1893 nucleotides long. NCBI's taxonomy places the organism in Eukaryota, Vitrellaceae. The record is from the annotation of a GenBank genome assembly.